This is a messenger RNA of Amphibalanus amphitrite, 4163 nucleotides long. RefSeq lists its product as uncharacterized. Gene Ontology annotation, molecular function: chromatin insulator sequence binding. The record is from RefSeq and is a predicted model, not a curated record. Bases 125 to 3931 code for a protein of 1268 amino acids. Lineage: Eukaryota; Metazoa; Arthropoda; Thecostraca; Balanomorpha; Balanidae. Gene Ontology annotation, cellular component: chromosome. Gene Ontology annotation, biological process: regulation of transcription by RNA polymerase II. The transcript has 8 exons.
UGUGCCAACUUCCGUUACAUUGGGAGGGUCCCUUUAAGAAGAAGUUGAUAGGCAGCUAAUUUUGUUGAAGCUUACAUUGCAAGCUGGAGCUUUGUUUUAGAGUCAUUAUAGGUAUCAUUUUCUGAUGGUGGGCAUUAAAAUGGAGCCCCAAUUCCAGCCAAGCUGGAUGCUUGAUCCAGAGUUUAAGAGUUGGCUGCAACCAGAUCCUGCAUCCACAAAGUUUGGUAUAUGCUCGAUUUGUGAUGUGCGUGUGAAGGCUAGUCUGCAACAACUGCGCACUCACUCGACAAGAAACCACUUGGAGAUGGCUCGAGCUGUCCGCAGACCACGUGAGCAGGUGCUCAAGUACGACCCCAGGUGGCAGACAAUGUCUGAUCUGAGUGACUGGAUGUGCCGCUCUCCACACAAUCCCAACAAUGCUUUCUGUGUGUGCUGCAAUCAGGAGUUAGUGCCAAAGCUUUUGAACCUCAGACAGCAUGGAACCAGCCAGCGUCACCGGCGGCUCAGUCAACGACCUGUAGAGCAUGUGGGCGCUACUGAUGAAGCUCCUAGUGGUGUGCUCGGCCGUACCAGCACUGGCAAACAGUCUCGUGCACAGACCAUCGAGCUGUGGCGGCAGCGGCCUGGCAUGGCCGCCUGGCUGCGCCGCUCUGCCGCCGACUGGCGAAAGGCGUUCUGCCUCUACUGUUACCGCGAGAUCACGGCCAAAUGGGUGUUUGUUCAAAGGCACGCGCAGAGUCGGAGGCACGCGCGGCUGGCCGCCGCCGCCGGUCUGGUGAGCGAGCCUGAGCCGGCACCGCUGGACUCUGCGGGGCUCUGCAACGCCGACCAGGGAACAGAGGAGACCGGCGGGCGGGAGACUGGUGGGAGUGACGCUGGAGACGACCAGAGUGACACAGCUGGCUUGGUCCCUGCCCAACACAUGCCAGAGAGUGACCAUUCCCCGUUGGUUCGACCUCACCCAGAUAGUGACGGGACAUCAUUAGUCCUACUCGACCCAGAGAGCGAGGGGUCCCCUUUGGUUCAGAUCCAUACAAAGAACGACCGAUCCCCGUUGGUCCAAUUCGACCGGGAGGGUGACGUUCCCCUGGUGGUUUUAUAUCGCCCAGAGAAUGACGGACUCCCUGUGACGGCUGACCGCGCUCAGUGCCAGUCCGACCCUGAGACUGAGCUAGUUCCCGACACCGCCGUCGUCCCUCCAUCCUCGGACACCGGUGGUGCUGAUGGGGACGGCAAUACCUCCACGGCGCCCCGCCGAUGGGUGAACCACGCCAAGUACAACCCCUCGUGGGAGCAGCGACCCGAGCUGGCCGGCUGGCUGUGCCGCAGCUCUGCCAGACCUCGCUACGCCCAUUGUCUGGUGUGUAGCCGUGAUAUACAGCCUAAAUUAGCUCACGUGCGGAGACACGGCGCCUCUCGGCGACACAUCCGAAACGCGACAAAGGCAGAAGAAGUGCGAGUCGAGUUUCGGCCUCCGGGCAGCGAGAAUGAGGGCGGAACCACCACCGCGGAGGCCGAAUCUGAAACAGAAGAGACUGUGUGCGGGACCGGAGAUGGACUCCCUGUGACGGCUGACCGCGCUCAGUGCCAGUCCGACCCUGAGACUGAGCUAGUUCCCGACACCGCCAUCGUCCCUCCGUCAGCUCCGACGCCCUCAAAGUCCAAUGGUGGUGAUGGGGACGGCAAUACCUCCCAUACGCCCCGCCGCUGGGUGAACCACGCCAAGUACAACCCCUCGUGGGAGCAGCGACCCGAGCUGGCCGGCUGGCUGUGUCGCAGCUCCGCCAGACCUCGCUACGCCCAUUGUCUGGUGUGUAGCCGUGAUAUACAGCCUAAAUUAGCUCACGUGCGGAGACACGGCGCCUCUCGGCGACACAUCCGAAACGCGACAAAGGCAGAAGAAGUGCGAGUCGAGUUUCAGCCUCCGGGCAGCGAGAAGGAGGGCGGAACGGCCACCGCGGAGGCUGAAUCUGAAACAGGAGAGACUGUGUGCGGGACCGGAGAUGGACUCCCUGUGACGGCUGACCGUUCUCAGUGCCAGUCCGAUCCUGAGACUGAGCUAGUUCCCGACACCGCCAUCGUCCCUCCGUCAGCUCCGACGCCCCCAAAGUCCAAUGGUGGUGAUGGGGACGGCAAUACCUCCCAUGCGCCCCGCCGCUGGGUGAACCACGCCAAGUACAACCCCUCGUGGGAGCAGCGACCCGAGCUGGCCGGCUGGCUGUGCCGCAGCUCCGACAGACCUCGCUACGCCCAUUGUCUGGUGUGUAGCCGUGAUAUACAGCCUAAAUUAGCUCACGUGCGGAGACACGGCGCCUCUCGGCGACACAUCCGAAACGUGACAAAGGCAGAAGUGCGAGUCGAGUUUCAGCCUCCGGGCAGCGAGAAGGAGGGCGGAACGGCCACCGCGGAGGCCGAAUCUGAAACAGAAGAGACUGUGUGCGGGACCGGAGAUGGUGCCGGGGAAAUGGCAGACGCUGCUGGCGAGGACGGACCGGCGGCCGAUGACCAGCGCGACUGCAGCGCUGACGGUCCUCAGGAGGAGGUCGGCGGGCGACCGGCGCCGGCCCGCCGCCGGCUCACCUACCUCUCCAACUGGGAGUCGGUGCCGGAGCUGCGCGCCUGGCUGCGCCGCUCGCCCUGGGACAGACGCCGCCCGUUCUGCCGCUGGUGUCGGCGCGAGGUGACGGCUAAACUGGCGCACCUGCGGCGUCACGCGCGCUGCAGUCUGCACCGCCGCGCGCGGCCGCCGUCGGGUUACUCCGGCGUACGGUCAGUGGAGGUUGGUGGGAAGAAGAGGCAGGUGCUGACAAGGGAGCGGGCAGACGCACCUGAGGAAGCAGCAGCUGACGGUGGCACAGACGCGGUGAUCGAGGGCCCGAGACAGCGCGCCGAACUGGGUCCGUUCGGCACCUGCGUGGUCUGCAAACACCCGCUGGUGAUCCGGCUCAACAUUUUCCGCUCCCGCACGCGGCCGUCCGGUCGCCUGGUGGCCGAUAUGCUCUCCUCACUGGUACUGCAGCCGCUCGAGGAGGGAAGCGGUGAUCUUUCCGUCUCCGAGAUCUGCACUUCGUGUGCUGCCCUUCUCGAUGAGGCCGACGAACUACAAGCCAGGCUCACCGCCAUCGAGAAAGACGUGCGGCUGAAGUUCUCGUCUCCCCGUCCCCUGGCGCGGCCGGCCACCCCGCUGUUGAACUCUGCCGACCCUCCGGAGAACGCCGGGACUGAGUUCGUCCCGGCCACAGCCGACCCCACACACGACAGCGAGUCGCCAGCAGCGGAGACGCCGGCGGAGAUCGGCGACACCGCGACCGGGCAGCCGGUGGCCUUCAUCACUAUAGGAGAGAGCGACCGGGAGAUCUCACAGACGGUGGUUCGAACGGAGACUCUGGAGAACGGAGACCUCGUCAUCUAUCAGGAGCCAGCCGACCUGGUGCAGUCGGAGACGAUAGACGCGGUCAGCAACUGCUCCCCCCUGCUGGACGAGGACAUGCCGCAGGACGUGGUCGCCGAGCCUCCCUCAGACGACUCUCAGUCGGCGCCGGAGCCGCGUGCCCCGCCGGUCCGGCGGCGGCGGCGGCGGCGGCGCUCCUUUGACUGCGCGCUCUGUCGGAGUAGUUUCCCCACCAGCGCGGCGCUGCAGCGCCACUGGGCCGCCGAGCACCCGCACGAGCUGCAGCAGUGUCCACUCUGUCCCAGACGCUACCUGUACACCUCCAGCCUCAAACAGCACGUGCGUACCCACCAGCCGCGCCGCUACACGUGCGAACAGUGCGGCAAACAGUUCACGGCCGCCUGCGACCUCAAGAAGCACGCCAUUUUCGCGCACAGCGACGUGCGGAAACACCAGUGCGGCACGUGCGGCCGGGCGUUCAAACUGGCCUGGAUUCUGAGCAGACAUAUGCGGCUGGUACAUGAUGUGACGGUGAAGUAGGACUAGCGGCCUACUGAGGCGUAUGUGACCGUGCCUUUAUACCGGUUUGUGAAUGGUGUUGUGUUAACGAUGUCGACUCAGGUAUGAGUGAUCGAUAUGGUGAGCUUUUAAGGGUUUUGCACUGGCUAAGGCGUGACCUAGUCUUCGUUCCAAGGUUUGUUCCUAUGCAAAUUAGUGUUUUGCAUUUGAUGCUGAGAAUUAAAAUAAAGAAUAAAGCCGUUCACAAUGCGGA